Molecule: messenger RNA, 1676 nt
Organism: Nematolebias whitei (Rio pearlfish)
Lineage: Eukaryota; Metazoa; Chordata; Actinopteri; Cyprinodontiformes; Rivulidae
Gene: slc25a55a
Product: solute carrier family 25 member 55a
Exons: 10
Coding region: 150-1148 (332 amino acids)
Biological process (GO): malate-aspartate shuttle; aspartate transmembrane transport; L-glutamate transmembrane transport
Molecular function (GO): L-aspartate transmembrane transporter activity; L-glutamate transmembrane transporter activity
Source: RefSeq, a predicted model, not a curated record
AUUCAUUGCUGUUAGCGGACCUGUCGAGCAGCCGAAGUCCCUUCUGUCUUAAAGACAAUACAAAGCAAUAAUUACCGGACCUUCUUGAACACUUGAAUCCACAUCACUUCUUGACAUCUUCUGUCUUCAUUUGGAACAAAAAAGUCAUCAUGUCUCAGCAACAGCUCAGCCUCCCAGCCAAGCUCAUUAAUGGCGGUAUCGCUGGCAUUGUUGGAGUGACUUGUGUCUUUCCCAUUGACUUGGCAAAGACCAGAUUGCAGAACCAGAGAAGUGGGCAGCAGGUCUACAAGAGCAUGAUGGACUGCCUUAUUAAAACUGUUCGAGCAGAGGGAUACUUUGGCAUGUACAGAGGUGCCGCAGUAAACCUGACUCUGGUUACCCCUGAGAAGGCCAUCAAGCUGGCUGCUAAUGACUUCUUCCGCCAUCACCUCUCCAAGAAUGGAAAGGGGUUGACAGUUUUCAAAGAAAUGCUGGCAGGUUGCGGUGCAGGCAUGUGCCAAGUUAUUAUCACUACCCCUAUGGAAAUGCUAAAGAUACAGCUACAGGAUGCAGGACGGCUGGCGGUUCAACAACAAAAAACAGUCGUGGUGUCUCCCACAAAGCUUGUUGUCACAAAUGGUCUUCUCGCCCGCUCCUACAACUCUGGCACCGUGAUGUCGACACCGAGAGUUGUGUCAGCCACACAAAUCGCAAAGCAGCUUCUCCACACCCAGGGCAUCCAGGGUCUCUACAAAGGUCUGGGAGCAACGCUGAUGAGAGAUGUUCCCUUUUCUGUUGUUUACUUCCCAUUGUUUGCUAACUUGAACCGCCUGGGCAAACCUAGUCCUGAGGACCAGUCUCCCUUCUACUGGGCAUUCCUCUCAGGCUGUGCUGCUGGAUCUAUUGCUGCUGUUGCUGUUAACCCCUGUGAUGUGGUGAAGACCAGGCUGCAGUCUCUAAACAAAGGGGCAAGUGAGGAGAGUUAUAAUGGAGUUCUGGAUUGCGUAAGUAAAAUAAUGAGGAAAGAGGGGGCCACUGCCUUCCUGAAAGGUGCUGGCUGCAGAGCUCUGGUCAUCGCACCUCUGUUUGGAAUUGCACAGGUCAUGUAUUUUGUUGGUGUGGGUGAAUAUAUUCUGGACAACUUCCCUCUCACCUUCAUGUCUGUGUGAGUCCAAAUCAUCUGGCUGAAAAUCUGCAGGAGCUGAUGGACACCUGGCAGCUGCAUCCAAUCAGUUUACAAGUGCCAAAAUAAAGACUGAGUCAAAGUUUGACUUUAUUUGUAUGGUCCAACAGCUGUGAUGCACUUGAACACUUUUCCAAACUUCUCAAGUCGGCGGAGGCCGCUGUUUGCACUUAAAGCUGUCGGCCUUCUUUGGGUGGGGACUCGGAAAAGUUCAUCUUUGUCCUCAAACAGUCGAUUUAAGAUUCCCUCUGUGAGGGCAGGAGCUCAUUCAAAGACCCAUUUAGUAUUUUUUUCAUACUUUCUGUGAUACAUAUAUCCCAGGUUGCCAUUACUGUUCCAUUCUGUACAGCCUUCAAUAGUUGUAAUGGGUAAAUGUAUGAGGCCUAGUUUACACAAUUGAAAAGGGAUUUUUAAAUGUGUGUGUGUGUGUGUGUGUGUGUGUUUAUAUACUUUUAGACAAUAUCUUGUAGAUGUUUUUUGACUGAUCUCGAGCCUUCUGACUGGUAUGGGACCA